UUAGAUCAGACGAAGAAGUUGUCUCAAAUCAAAACACUGAAUUGUCCAGUUGAACUAAGUCAAACCCUGCGACUGUACACCCACUCCUGAAGCCCGGAGGCAUACUUUCGUCACAGCCGAGACCACACACCCUUCAAACCAGCAGCCAAACAAGCUUUUUCAAGCAUUCGAAAUGCAAGGACUCUCCAUUACAAGCUCCAUCGCAGCCUCUAUCGGCAUCGCUGGCUCCAGCUGGCUCGCGGGCAACAUAUCCAGCCUCUCCACCAUAUCCAUCCCUUCACUCCUAGACACGCCCUCUGUCUCUCCACAUAUCCUCGCCCUUCAAUGGCGCAACGUCUUCACCCGCGGCAAAUCCAGCAUGCCGCCUGGCGCAAUCAUUAUCGCGCUCAGCUACGGCUACCUCUCCUACAACCAGCGCUCGGGUGGGAUUCAUUCGUGGAAGAGGUAUUUAGUGGCGGGGAUGCUAACGCUAUGCAUUGUGCCAUUCACGAUAUUUAUGAUGUCGAGUACGAAUGAGGCGUUGUUGAAGAUUGCGGAGGGGGAGGUGGGUGAGGGAAGGAAGGGGAUAACUAUGGAGACCACCAGGGAGUUGCUCGAGAGGUGGAGGGGUUUGAAUUUAAUCAGGUCGGUGUUUCCGUUGUUCGGGACGGGGGUCGCGUUGUGGACGUUGCUGGGCUGAAUCAAGAUGAGUUUGGUGGAGUAACGUCCCACACCUACAUCCGGGACACCCCCACAUGUGGGACGCCCUAAAAAUGACACUAUUUCACCGUAACUAGGGUUUUCAGACUCGCUAGA
Molecule: messenger RNA, 795 nt
Organism: Pseudomassariella vexata
Lineage: Eukaryota; Fungi; Ascomycota; Sordariomycetes; Amphisphaeriales; Pseudomassariaceae
Exons: 3
Coding region: 173-679 (168 amino acids)
Source: RefSeq, a predicted model, not a curated record